This is a messenger RNA of Carya illinoinensis, 2899 nucleotides long. RefSeq names its product probable helicase CHR10. Lineage: Eukaryota; Viridiplantae; Streptophyta; Magnoliopsida; Fagales; Juglandaceae. The record is from RefSeq and is a predicted model, not a curated record. Gene Ontology annotation, molecular function: DNA helicase activity; ATP-dependent chromatin remodeler activity; ATP binding. The transcript has 17 exons. Bases 72 to 2711 code for a protein of 879 amino acids. Gene Ontology annotation, biological process: DNA repair; chromatin remodeling.
CUCCCAAGCUAUAUUUCAAAAGGCAAAACCUGUGUUCUACUUCUGCACCGUUAUCGUUCGGACGGAAGGAGAUGAAGUACGAGCAGAGGCUCAAAGCCGCUGCGGAAAUCAUAUUGGCGUCCGAUUCACGCACCGUCGACGCUCCAGUGAAUGUCGCGGACUUUGGCGUUACGGCCACGCUGAAACCCUACCAAGUUGAAGGAGUGUCAUGGCUCAUAAGGCGAUACACUCUCGGGGUCAACGUUGUUCUCGGAGAUGAGAUGGGACUAGGCAAGACAUUGCAAGCUAUCUCUUUAUUGAGCUAUUUGAAGGUUCAUGAGAUGUCUCCUGGACCAUUUUUCAUAAUGUGUCCUCUGAGCGUGACAGAUGGUUGGGUGUCAGAGAUAGUUAAAUUUGCUCCAAACCUAAAAGUUCUUCAGUAUGUUGGUGAUAAAGAACAUCGCCGAGGUUUGCGCAGGACAAUCUGUGAGCAUGUAAGAGCACAGUCUUCGUCAUGCAACGGCGUGCGAUUGCCUUUUGACAUACUGUUAACAACAUAUGAAAUUGCCUUGAUGGAUCAAGAUUUUCUUUCUCAAAUACCAUGGCAGUAUGCAGUAAUUGAUGAAGCUCAAAGACUCAAAAAUCCUUCCAGUGUUCUCUAUAAGCUCCUCAAAGAGCGCUUUCUUAUGCCAAGACGGUUGUUGAUGACGGGCACACCUAUCCAAAACAAUCUCUCUGAACUUUGGGCUUUGAUGCAUUUUUGUAUGCCUUCAGUCUUUGGGACACUAGAUCAAUUUCUUUCCACCUUCAAGGAAGCUGGAGAUCCUUCAUCAGGUCAUGGUGCAGCUGAACUCAAGGAGCAAUUUAGAAGUUUAAAAUAUAUAUUGGGAGCCUUCAUGCUUCGACGAACAAAAUCAAGGCUUAUUGAGUGUGGAAAUCUAGAGCUGCCCCCUCUCACUGAGAUAACUGUAAUGGUGCCCCUGGUCAGCCUGCAAAAGAAGGUUUACAUGUCAAUAUUGAGAAAGGAGCUUCCUAAACUGCUUGCUUUAUCUUCAGGAACUUCAAAUCAUCAAUCCUUACAGAAUAUUGUAAUGCAGCUAAGAAAAGCAUGCAGCCAUCCUUACCUCUUUCCUGGUAUUGAGCCUGAACCCUUUGAAGAAGGGGAACACCUGGUCCAGGUCAGCAGUAAACUAAUGAUUUUGGACCAACUACUCCACAAGCUAUAUGAUUGUGGACACCGCGUCCUUCUCUUUGCUCAGAUGACACAUACACUUGACAUUUUACAGGAUUUCCUGGAGUUACGAAAAUAUUCCUACGAACGUCUUGAUGGAUCAGUUCGAGCUGAGGAGCGCUUCUCUGCAAUAAGAAGUUUCAGUGGGCAAUCGGUUAAAGGGAGCUUGAAUUCUGAAUCUGACCAAAAUGGUUCAUUUGUUUUUAUGAUCUCUACCAGAGCUGGGGGAGUUGGCCUGAAUCUUGUGGCUGCUGAUACUGUUAUAUUCUACGAGCAAGAUUGGAACCCUCAAGUGGAUAAGCAGGCUUUACAGAGGGCACACAGGAUUGGUCAAAUGAAUCAUGUUUUGUCUAUAAAUCUAGUUAGCAGGCAUACUGUGGAGGAGGUCAUUAUGCGGAGAGCAGAGAGGAAGUUGCAGCUUAGCCAUAAAGUUGUAGGGGAUGAUGUUAUGGACUCCGAAGGUAAAAACAGGGCAGGAGUUGAAACUGGUGAUUUGCGGUCUAUCAUAUUUGGGUUACAAAUGUUUGAUCCUACCGAGAUCAGCACUGUGAAUUCAGAUGAGUUGCAGGUGUCUGAAUUGGAUGUUAUUGUUGAAAAGGUACUUGCAAAGCGAUAUGAAAAGAUUGCAAGCAAGGAUGAUAGGAAAUUUGAGGUCAAUCCAUUCGAUCCAUUAAGUGAAUAUGAUACUGUUGUUGGGGGAAGUUCCACCUCAAUAAGUUUAGAUCCUGGUCUUGAUGAGGCUUCAUAUCUUUCCUGGGUUGAGAAAUUCAAGGAGGUGCCACAAUCUGGUAGUAACCCAAUCCCAGAGUUUCGAAGUAGAAGGGAGGCUCAUGAGGAAAAGUCUCUAAAACUUGAGGCUGCAAGGAAAGAGGCUGAGGAGAAGAAGUUGCGUAAUUGGGAAGCCCUUGGAUACCACUCGUUGACUGUAAAAGACCCUAUCGACCCUGUGAAUGGUGAUAUGAUGUCAGAAUCAGGUUUCCUUCAUUUUGUUUAUGGAGAUUGUACUCAUCCAUCAAGAGUUUGUCCAUCCGAGCCUACUGUUAUCUUCAGUUGUGUUGAUGACUCUGGAAACUGGGGCCAUGGUGGAAUGUUCGAUGCACUGACCAAACUUUCCGCAAGUAUCCCCAAUGCAUAUCAACGUGCUUCUGAAUUUGGGGACCUGCAUCCUGGUGAUCUGCAUCUUAUAAGAAUUAAUGGGGAUUGCAAUGAGGAGAAUGCAGAUGAUUGUCCUCCUCAAUGGGCAGCUUUGGCUGUUGUACAAUCUUACAAUUCUAGGCGUAAAGUCCCUCGUAGCAAGAUCUCUCUUUCUGACUUGGAAUGCUGCUUAUCAAAGGCAUCAUUCUCAGCAGCUCAAAACUCUGCUUCAAUCCACAUGCCACGGAUUGGGUAUCAAGAUGGAUCAGAUCGCUCAGAUUGGUACACCGUGGAACGUCUUCUACGAAAAUAUGCUUCUGCAUAUGGCAUAAAAAUUUUUGUGUACUAUUACCAACGGUCGAGUUGAGUCUUGGCUUUGUGUUGACAAUCUCAAAUCCUACAAGAGUUGUGGCCUCUAAUAUAGUGAAGAAGGAUAUGUGCUUCUCCUUCCUUUGAUUCCUAUUGGAGAUAGACUGGACUUCCUCCUUUAGCUUAAACUUUUCUAUUGGGGUGGAAUUGUUUCUUUUAUCAUAAGGUGCAAAGAUGUAAUUCUCA